Molecule: messenger RNA, 3304 nt
Organism: Rotaria socialis
Lineage: Eukaryota; Metazoa; Rotifera; Eurotatoria; Philodinida; Philodinidae
Source: the annotation of a GenBank genome assembly
GACGACACAGGGAUCGAAUUCUGUUGAUAGUUCUACGUCAAUAUUAUCUGGUUCUGAAACAUCUUCAAUUCCGAUAAUUUCAGCAACAAUAUCUGAAACAAUUGAACUAAUAACUAGGACAUUUCCUGUUAGCGUUAAUUCUGGAACAUUCGGCGAUUCGAUCGUUGAUGUAACUACUGUUAGUGGUUCACAAAGUGUUGUAACUGAUGAAGAAUCGUUAGCAUCUUCCGUUACUGUGUCGGAAUCCGGUGUGGAAUCUGCGUCGGCAUUAACAACAACGAGCAUCCCGAAUGCUGUUGCGGAAUUGACCACAGGAAUUGUGUCAAGCAGCAGCGAAAGUUCUGUCACAACGCGUGUUUCGGUAGUAUCGUCUACAAGUUCAGACUACACUGUAGAUUUAACUGGAACUGCGAGACAGUUUUCAUCUGAAUAUGUAAAUAUCAUAGGUGAUCAGUCCACACUUGCUAGUGACCAAGUUCAAGCAUCAAUAGGCACAAGUAGUCUCCGUGCAGAAGCUAGUACUAAUGAAAUAACAAUUCACAGUAGUAUUUUAACGGAUACAUCUGAUAAUAGUGCUGUUUUUGUCACAUCUCUCACACCUACUAUGACAAGUGAAAUACAAUCGUCAUUACUAACAUAUGCAGACAGUGUGUCAAAUAUUCCCACUAUAACACUAACAUCAACUAAUGCUAUAGAUUUCAUUUCAACUGUCGAACAGGUGUCUGAGAACAAAUCAUCAUCAACAUUGAAUUUGGAGUAUACAACAGCGCGACUAAUAGACAUUUCUGCAAAUUUCGGUAAUGAAUCAGCAGUCACAAACAGUGAUAGGACAGUCUCCAGGGAGGCAGAAACCAGAACCAAUCAAGAUAGCUCUACUAAUGCUGCUGAUACAAUUACAUCGACAAUAGCGUCUGUGGAGUAUUCGUCGUCAGAACAAAUAACUAGUUCGACAAGUAGGUUGAUCCUUGUGACUGUAACAUAUGUUAAUAGUGAAAAUUCAAAAAUUCUAGGUGAGGCAAUUGUGUCUUCAGCGACAAUAAUUAGUGAUUCUACAGUUGACGUACAAAAUGAGCCAAGUUGGUCUACAUCUGGUAUCACGUCAUCAUCGAUGGAUACAACUGAUCUCACUACAUUUUUAUCAAAUAUUGAUUCAUCAACAACAGAAACUUUCAAAGGUACUGAUAGCACUUUGAGUACAUCUCAAAAUGAAUUACAAACCACUGUAGAAGAAUACAAGAGCGAAGGAACAACCUCGUCUACGAUUUCUUCAAUUCUAUCAACUGAUACUGUUACUAUGCAGUUGACGAUAGAAGUUACUACACAAUCUAAUGCAAUAUCUUCUUCAGUAUCAGAGCAGUCAAACACUGUUACAACUACUUUAGAUUCUUCUACAUAUCUCUAUAGUAGUACACAGAAAGUGAUCGACGAAACAUCAACUAGUACAAUAUCUGUUAUGAAUACUGAUCAAUCAUCAAUAUUGGCGUCAACUAUAUCACCAAGAAAUGUAACUCCAACUGUUGAAAUGAUGUCGCCAAUUGAUAUAGAACUUAGUAGUUCACAAAUUUCAGUCUUAUCCAGUCAAUUUGAUUCAUUCCGUACAGCAUCUGAUGGUACAACAAUCGAUUUAUUGAAAACUACUGAAACUAUUUCGAAUUCAAUUCAGAAUACAGUCGAAACAUCAACAAAUAGUACUUUGAUGGCAAAUCCUACUACUAUUAACGAAUUCCAACAAUCAAGCUCUAUACCAAUUACUUCAGAUUUGACUACGCAAGAUUCUAGCAGUACUAUCGAAACUACUACAUAUGCACAAUCACCAACAAUGUCAAUUUUAUUUAAGGAAAACGAUACGACAAUCACACCAGUUACUUCUAUCAAUAUUAUUUCACAAUCUACUGAUAAUUUAAUACCAUUGGUGUCCCAAAGUGAAGUUUAUAUUGAUACAACAACAUCUACAAUGGCAGAUUCGACAUCAUCUUCAGUUUUCAGUACUUUUAUCGAUGGAGUAUCUACAGCUACAAACCCAAUUGUUGAAUCCUCACAAAGUAAUGCUGCGACAGAAACAACGUCCCUGUUAAACUUAGAUCAAUCGACUUUAAGUUCAGAAUAUACGAUAUCACUAGAAUCAACUCAAUCUUCACAAGGAAAAACUGAUGUUUACACUGGCACACCAAGUGAAUUAAUACCUUCAAUACCAACUGUAGACAUGUCAUCUUCAAUAUCAUCGUAUUCUACGAGCUCUAUAAGUGACUUAAUAGCAUCAGAAAAUUUAAGUACCUUGACAAAAGAUCAACUUUCAACGUUAGAAACACUAUCAUCUGCCAAUAAUGAUGAAACAACGAUUAGUUCAUAUCUUAAUCAACAGACAAACUUAGAUUCUACAACUGAAAAUAUCAACACUACUAUUGCAACGAAUUCUUCCGGUGAAAUAUCUACUAGUGAACUAUUAACAACGAAUAUCAUCUCUCAGACCGAAUCAAAUUUGUCAGCAGUUGAAACUUCAACAUUACACGAUAUCAUAUAUUCGAGUAAUUCAUUAGUAGAAACCAAAAGUUCGAUCGAUAGUACACUAUCAUCAUUAGAUCUUACAAAUACUGUUUCUUUCGGUGAAACCGAAGUAACUAACGCACUAUCCACAUCAAAUCAACAAUUAAGCUCAGAGCAACAGCAAAAUAUUGAAACAUUAUCAACGAUACAAAAUUUGGAUUUGACAACAAGUAGCCCGGGACAAACGGUCUCGAUCAUAUCCACUCAAAUGUCUACUAUUGAUCAAACUCUAACUUCAUCAUUCACUUCGGAAAAAGUUAAUGAACAAUUUAUAUCAAGCAUUUUACCUACAGCAUCAGAUGCAACAGGACAAAUGUCCACAGUUCAAUUAACAUCAUUAAGCAAUGAACCAGUAUUCACAACAGUGAAUGUAGAUACUACAUUAGAUUCCCAAGGAACGAAUCCUUCAACUGUUGCAACAAAUGCUAUAUCAUCUAAUGAUUACAUUUCAUCUUCUGACUUUUCAACGUUUUCCGACAACACAAUAACUACGACCAAUACUCAACAAACAAAUGAAUCAAUUGAAUUCACAACAACUCUUUCGUCAUCAUCUACCUACACUACAAUAGAAAAUGUUAUCACAACUGAAAGUUCUUCAUUCAUUCCAUCAACAAUAUUCAAUGAUGAAUCGACUACACAGAAUAUCAAUGAAUCUUUUAGUUCGAUGCAAUCGACACUAAAUUUAUUUAAUCAAACUAUAGAUUCUAGCACGAUUGAAGCUUCUGCUGAAUAUCUAAAUGCUACUUUAGUAUCACCUUAG